This is a messenger RNA of Pseudozyma flocculosa PF-1, 873 nucleotides long. RefSeq lists its product as uncharacterized. The record is from RefSeq and is a predicted model, not a curated record. Bases 1 to 873 code for a protein of 290 amino acids. Gene Ontology annotation, molecular function: hydrolase activity, acting on carbon-nitrogen (but not peptide) bonds, in linear amides. The transcript has 6 exons. NCBI's taxonomy places the organism in Eukaryota, Fungi, Basidiomycota, Ustilaginomycetes, Ustilaginales, Ustilaginaceae.
AUGGUCGUCGCCGCCGUCGCACAGCUCAAUUCGACGGGCAUCAUCGCCGAUAACCUCGCCGCCGCCGUCGGCAUAAUAAGGCGUGCAGCAGCGGCUGGAGCCAAGGCCGUCUUCUUGCCCGAAGCCACCGACUUUAUUGCCCCGACGACAGCGGUCGCCCAGCUCACGAGAUCCCCCGAGAACGCCUCGUUUGUGCAGGGGAUCCGCGACGCUGCCAAGGAAGCCUCGGUAUAUGUCUCAGUCGGCAUCCAUGAGCCUCCCAGCAAGGAGCAGGACCAAGCCGACGAGCGGGACAACAACGGCAGGCUCCGCUGCUUCAACACGCAGCUCCUCAUCGACCAGAAAGGCGACAUCCUCGACAAAUACCGCAAGCUCCAUCUGUUCGAUGUAGAUAUCAAAGGCGGCCUAAAGAUCCUGGAGAGCGACUCAACGAUCAAGGGCAGCGAGCUGCUCUCGCCGCGACCCUCGCCCAUCGGAAAGAUUGGUCUUCUGACAUGUUACGACCUCCGCUUCCCCGAGCCGUCGCUCUCCCUUCGCCGCCAGGGCGCACAAGUCUUGACCUACCCAUCGGCGUUCACCGUCCGCACGGGAGCGGCCCACUGGGACGUUUUGCUUCGCAGUAGAGCGAUCGAGACGCAAUCCUAUGUCCUCGCGGCUGCCCAGGUUGGAGCGCACGACGGCACGAAAAGAGUAUCAUGGGGCCACGCAAUGGUCGUCGAUCCCUGGGGUUCCGUCGUCGCACAAUGCCCCGACAUCCAGCCGUACCAGCCCACCUUUUGCUUGGCCGACAUCGACCUCGACGCGCUCGAAAACACACGAAGGGAGAUGCCGCUGUGGUCUCAGCGCAGGCUCGACGUUUUCCCAGAGCUUUAG